AUGACCCAGACCACCGAAAAAGGCAGCGCCAACGACAAUGUCGAGGCGCUCGAUUACUCAAAGACGCUCUAUCUGCCGCAGACCAAUUUCCCCAUGCGCGCCGGCCUCCCGAAGAAGGAGCCCGAACUGGUCGCCCGCUGGCAGGAGAUGGGCCUUUACAGACGCCUUCGCGAGGACGCUGCCGGCCGCGAGAAGUUCGUGCUGCAUGACGGCCCGCCCUAUGCCAACGGCAACAUCCAUAUCGGCCACGCGCUCAACAAGAUCCUUAAGGACGUCAUCACCCGCUCGUUCCAGAUGCGCGGCUAUGAUUCCAACUAUGUGCCCGGCUGGGACUGUCACGGCCUGCCGAUCGAAUGGAAGAUCGAGGAGCAGUAUCGCGCCAAGGGCCGCGACAAGGACGAGGUGCCGGUCAACGAGUUCCGCAAGGAAUGCCGCGACUUCGCCGCCCACUGGAUCAAGGUGCAGACCGCCGAGUUCAAGCGGCUGGGCAUCGAGGGCGAUUUCGACAAGCCCUAUACGACGAUGAACUAUCAUGCCGAGGCACGCAUCGCCGGCGAACUUCUGAAGUUCGCCCGGAGCGGUCAGCUUUAUCGCGGCUCCAAACCGGUCAUGUGGUCGGUGGUCGAGCGCACCGCGCUGGCCGAGGCCGAGGUCGAAUAUCAGGAUUACGAGUCCGACACGGUCUGGGUGAAGUUUCCUGUUCGGUUUAUCGUUCGGGAUCAGGAGGAAAUGGAUCGCGAGAUGCUCGACGCUUCAGUCGUCAUCUGGACGACGACGCCGUGGACGAUCCCGGGCAACCGCGCAAUCAGCUUUUCCUCGCGGAUCAACUAUGGCCUCUACGAGGUCACCGCCGCCGAGAACGAUUUCGGCCCAAGGCCCGGUGAGAAGCUGGUCUUUGCCGACGCGCUCGCUGAGGAAAGUUUCGCCAAAGCAAAGCUUGAGUUUCGGCGCCUACGCAACGUAACGGCUGACGAGCUUGGUGGCAUCAGCUGCGCUCAUCCGCUUGAUGGGUUUGCUGGCGGCUACGAGUUCACUGUCCCCCUGUUCGAUGGCGAGCAUGUCACCGACGAUGCCGGCACGGGCUUCGUCCACACCGCGCCCGGCCAUGGCCGUGAAGACUUUGACAUUUGGAUGGACCAAGCGCGUCACAAGGGUGUCGACACGACCAUCCCUUUCACCGUCGACGAUGCCGGCUAUUUCACCGAGGAUGCGCCCGGCUUCGGCCCCGACCGCGAGGGCGGCCCGGCCCGCGUCAUCGACGACAAGGGCAAGAAGGGCGACGCCAACAAGGCGGUGAUCGAAGCACUGAUCGCCAAGGACAUGCUGUUUGCGCGCGGCCGGCUCAAGCACACCUAUCCGCACUCCUGGCGCUCGAAAAAGCCGGUCAUCUUCCGCAACACGCCGCAAUGGUUCGUCCAUAUGGACAUGGACCUUGGCGACGGCACCACGCUGCGUGACCGCGCCCUGAAAGCGAUCGACGAGACGCGCUUCGUGCCGGCCUCGGGCCAGACGCGGCUUCGCGGCAUGAUCGCCGACCGGCCCGAUUGGGUGCUCUCCAGGCAAAGGGCAUGGGGCGUGCCGAUCUGCGUCUUCGCCGACGAUGACGGCAACGUUCUGCAGGACGAGGGCGUCAACAAGCGCAUUCUCGAAGCCUUCGAACAAGAGGGCGCCGACGCCUGGUUCGCCGACGGUGCCAAGGAACGGUUUCUCGGCAAUGAGCACGACCCGUCCAAAUGGCAUCAGGUGAUGGACAUUCUCGAUGUCUGGUUCGAUUCCGGCUCGACCCAUGCCUUCACGCUGGAAGACCGGCCCGACCUGAAAUGGCCCGCCGAUGUCUAUCUGGAAGGCUCGGACCAGCAUCGCGGCUGGUUCCAUUCCUCGCUUCUGGAAAGCUGCGGCACGCGCGGUCGUGCACCCUACGACACCGUCAUCACCCAUGGUUUCACCAUGGCCGAGGACGGUCGGAAGAUGUCGAAGUCGCUCGGCAACCAGGUCUUCCCGCAGGACGUGAUGAACCAGUCGGGCGCCGACAUUCUGCGCCUCUGGGUGAUGACGACCGACUAUUGGGAAGACCAGCGCCUGGGCAAAUCGGUUAUCCAGACCAACAUCGAUGCCUAUCGCAAGAUGCGCAACACGGUGCGCUGGAUGCUCGGCACGCUCGCCCAUGACGAGGGCGAGAGCGUCGAAUAUGAGGACAUGCCCGAGCUCGAACGGCUGGUCCUGCACCGGUUGUGGGAACUCGAUAAGCUGGUCGACAAGGGCUAUGACGCGUUCGACUUCAAGCGCAUCACCCGCGCGCUGCUCGAUUUCAUGGUUCUGGAGCUGUCGGCCUUUUAUUUCGACGUGCGCAAGGAUGCGCUCUAUUGCGAUCCGCCCUCGUCGCAACGCCGCCGGGCGGCGCUUCAGGUCGUCCAUCAUCUGUUCAACCGGCUGGUCACCUGGCUGGCACCGAUGCUGCCCUUCACCAUGGAGGAAGCCUGGCUGAGCCGCUAUCCGGACGCCGAAUCGGUGCAUCUGGAACAGUUCCGCAAAUGCCCGGACCAGUGGCGUGACGAUGCCCUCGCCGAAAAAUGGGCCAAAAUCCGCAAGGUGCGCCGUGUGAUCACCGGCGCUCUGGAGAUCGAGCGCCGCGACAAGCGGAUCGGUUCGUCGCUGGAGGCCGCGCCCGUCGUCCAUGUCACCGACAAAGGGCUGAUGGACGCGAUCGACGGGCUCGACAUGGCCGAAAUCGCCAUCACCUCGGACAUCGUCGUCAGCAGCGAUGCGCCGCCGGCGGAUGCCUUUACCCUCGAUGAGGUUACCGGCGUCGCGGUGGUCCCGGCCAUGGCGGAAGGCACCAAAUGCGCCCGCUCCUGGCGGGUGACGCGCGAUGUCGGUUCUGAUCCGGAGUUUCCGGACGUGUCCGCCCGCGAUGCCCGUGCCCUGCACGAAUUGCGCGAUCUCGGGCGGCUUUGA
Molecule: messenger RNA, 2955 nt
Organism: Effrenium voratum
Lineage: Eukaryota; Dinophyceae; Suessiales; Symbiodiniaceae
Source: the annotation of a GenBank genome assembly